This is a messenger RNA of Eucalyptus grandis, 543 nucleotides long. RefSeq names its product pectinesterase inhibitor-like. Bases 1 to 543 code for a protein of 180 amino acids. Gene Ontology annotation, molecular function: enzyme inhibitor activity. Lineage: Eukaryota; Viridiplantae; Streptophyta; Magnoliopsida; Myrtales; Myrtaceae. Gene Ontology annotation, biological process: negative regulation of catalytic activity. The transcript has a single exon. The record is from RefSeq and is a predicted model, not a curated record.
AUGAUUAGUCCCACCUCUCUUCUCCUCCUCCUCCUGACCCUGCUAGCGCCCUGGCCAACUCAGGUGCAGCCGACCACCGCCACCGACGUCUCCGGCAUGAUCACUCAGGUCUGCGACCACACCCUGAACAAGAGGCUGUGCCGGUCGGUCCUGGAGACGGGCGGCGAGGCCAGCGACCUCCCGGGCCUCGCCAGGAUCGCCCUGAGGGCCGCGCUGGCGAAAGCCAGCGCCAUCUCCAACCGCAUCACCGACCUCGCCCGCGCAGCCCGCACCGACCCCUUCGUGCGGCAGUGCCUGGCGGACUGCUCCGACGACUACCAGGACGCCAUGGACCAGAUCGAGGACUCCCUGUCGGCGCUCGACUCCCGGGGCUACGACGACAUGAGCGCGUGGGUCGGGGCGGCGAUGAACGACGCCGACUCGUGCGAGGAAGGGUUCAAGUCGAAGAUGGGGUACCGCUCGCCGCUCACCGAUAUGAACGCCGCGUUCCACGACAUAUGCACCAUCGCGCUCGCCGUGAACAACCUGCUAAUCGAGACGUGA